AUGAAACUAGAACAUGAUAUGGAGGAAAUCAAGAAGCAGAAACAAAUCAUUACUAAUGCACUAAGUGCAAUUUACAGUUUAUUCACCAUUACAAUAAAUUCAACUGAUGUAUCUAGCUUUGACACAGAUAUGCUGGCACAAAGUGCCGAGCCCAAAUCAAUACAAGACGAUGAGGCUGUUGGAUUUGCAGCCCUGUAA
Ambispora gerdemannii is the source of this 198-nucleotide messenger RNA. The record is from the annotation of a GenBank genome assembly. Lineage: Eukaryota; Fungi; Glomeromycota; Glomeromycetes; Archaeosporales; Ambisporaceae.